Molecule: messenger RNA, 885 nt
Organism: Scedosporium apiospermum
Lineage: Eukaryota; Fungi; Ascomycota; Sordariomycetes; Microascales; Microascaceae
Product: Putrescine N-methyltransferase
Exons: 5
Coding region: 1-885 (294 amino acids)
Biological process (GO): spermidine biosynthetic process
Cellular component (GO): cytosol
Molecular function (GO): spermidine synthase activity
Source: RefSeq, a predicted model, not a curated record
AUGACUGAGGAAAUUACCCAUCAUACCAUCAAAGAUGGCUGGUUCCGCGAGAUCUCUGAGAUGUGGCCUGGCCAGGCUAUGAUUCUCAGAGUCAAGAAGGUCCUCCACCACGAGAAGAGCAAGUACCAAGAUGUGCUCAUCUUCGAGUCCACCGACUACGGCAGGGUCCUCGUCCUCGAUGAUGUUAUCCAGGCCACCGAGCGAGAUGAGUUCUCCUACCAGGAGAUGAUCACCCACCUUGCCAUGAACUCUCACCCCAACCCCAAGAAGGUUCUCGUCAUCGGUGGCGGUGACGGCGGUGUCCUUCGUGAGGUUGUCAAGCACGAGUGUGUCGAGGAGGCCAUCCUCUGCGACAUUGACGAGGCCGUCGUCCGCCUUUCCAAGCAAUACCUCCCUGGAAUGUCUGUCGGCUUUGACCACCCCAAGUCCAAGGUCCACAUCGGCGACGGCUUCAAGUUCCUCGAGGAGUACAAGAACGCUUUUGACGUCAUCAUCACCGACUCCUCCGACCCCGAGGGCCCCGCCGAGAGCCUCUUCCAGAAGCCCUACUUCCAGCUUCUUCAUGACGCCCUCCGCCCCGGAGGCGUCAUCACCACCCAAGGUUCUGAGAACCAGUGGCUUCACCUCCCCCUGAUUGCCAAGCUCAAGAAGGACUGCAAGGAGGUCUUCCCCGUCGCCGAGUACGCCUACACCAGCAUCCCCACCUACCCCUCAGGUCAGAUCGGCUUCAUGGUCUGCUGCAAGGACCCCGAGCGCAACCUCAGGGUGCCCCUUCGCAAGUGGACCCCCGAGGAGGAGAUGAAGCUCUGCCGAUACUACAGCGCCGAGAUGCACGAGGCUUCGUUCGUUCUUCCUAACUUUGCUAAGAAGGCUCUUGACGUAUAA